This is a messenger RNA of Patella vulgata (common limpet), 5007 nucleotides long. Its product is annotated as pyrokinin-1 receptor. Gene Ontology annotation, molecular function: neuromedin U receptor activity. Gene Ontology annotation, cellular component: plasma membrane. Gene Ontology annotation, biological process: neuropeptide signaling pathway. Lineage: Eukaryota; Metazoa; Mollusca; Gastropoda; Patellidae. Bases 350 to 1891 code for a protein of 513 amino acids. The record is from RefSeq and is a predicted model, not a curated record. The transcript is spliced from 6 exons.
CGUAGAGAAACAACUUUAUAACUUUCUGUGUUCUAGUCUCUUAAUCUGGAUUUGUAUUUUCAGUUUUAAAUAAUAAUAUAUAAAAUGGGAAAUUAUUCAGAUUUAAUAUUAAGGUCGCAUUUGAUGAGAAGCUGAAGAGUUGUAUCUUGAUAAAUUACAGAUGUCAUCUUGGAAAAUUUGAUACAAUGAAUACAUAGAUUUACCAAUGGCGGUAGUAAACUACAUAGUGACUAAAAUAUUAACAAACAAAACUUAUAAAAUGGUUUGAAAUAGACAUUUCGAGUUCGGUUCCCACGAAAGCUGUAAUUUUUAUCACCAUAUUUGUGGAAAUUUAAUAUUCUACAUCACCAUGACAACAUUCGCACCAGAUCUCGUGAAUGUCGUCACUGGUCUUCAGGGAUUAUCGCCCUUUCCUUUGGGAUCACUACCCGGAAGUAAAGUAGGCGCAAGCGCGCCUGAAAGUAACAAUGAGUCCAAUUUAACAGUAGAAGAAUUGGUGCUGCGAACAUUGGGACCACAGCGGAAGGAUUUAUCAUCCAGUGUUUUACUGACGUGUGUUUACAGCCUCGUUUUUCUCUCAGGAUUCGUGGGCAAUGUGUGCACGUGCGUUGUCAUAGCGAAGAACCAUUACAUGCAGACAACCACCAACUACUAUUUAUUCAGUUUAGCCGUGUCGGAUCUAAUGCUUAUCAUAUUCGGUCUACCACCUGAACUUUACACAAUCUGGGAAGCGUAUCCAUGGAGAUUCGGCGAGAUUUUCUGUAUAUUUCGUCAUACUGUGAUGGAGAUGACGUCUUACGCAUCCGUGCUGACGAUCACCGCAUUUACUGUGGAACGUUAUGUCGCCAUCUGUCGACCGCUUUUAUCUCACAAAAUGGCGAGUUUGUCAAGAGCAGUGAAGAUCAUCAUAGCUGUUUGGGUUGUAGCCAUUCUAGCAGCCUUACCGUACGCCUUCCAUACUCGACAAUUUUACGAACUGAAGGACCCAAGCACGGCACUUCCGGUUCCAGAAUCCUUAGUUUGUAAUAUUCCAGAAAAAUGGCGACAAGAUCCAAUGAGUUAUAUAUUUCAGGUGUCAACAUUUGUAUUUUUCUUGACGCCAGUUACUAUUAUUAUUUGCUUGUAUAUAUUGAUCGGACUGGCGUUACGAAGAUCGGACCUGACAAGAGCCUUGUCAGAGGAAUCGCAGUACGGCAGCCGACACAAAGAUAAAAAUAAAAAUAAUUCGUCACACGUUCCAAAACAACCGAGGCGAGUUGUUAUGAGAAUUCUAGUUGCUGUAGCUGUGGCCUUUAUAAUAUGUUGGGCGCCAUUUCACGCCCAGAGACUCAUGGUGCUGUAUGUACCUAAAUGGACGGGAGAAUUAAUGGCGGUACAGAGUCAUCUAUUUUACAUAUCAGGUGUGUUAUAUUUCAUCAGUUCGACAGUAAAUCCAAUUCUCUACAACGUCAUCUCUAAACGAUAUCGACUAGCAUUCAAAGAAACCUUGUGCUGUUGUAUAAAAUCCACUCCUCUACAUCCACGUGACAAAUUCUCACCAGACAGGGACCGAAUCGCUUCAAAAAAGUCGGUUGAUGGCGUACAAAGAAAUAAAACAGGAAGUCACGUGUCUUUUAACGAUAGGAUCGCGCGGAAGCAGAAGUCUGUAUCUAGUGACGCUGAAUCGCUACGUGUACAGUUACUCGAUUCACCAGUUGCCCGAAAACCAAUCUUAAGGAAUACCUCUGUUGAAAGUCAGACCUGUGAUUCACCACUUCUCAACGAUACACCACGUGACAGUCACGUGACUAGAACUGCAUCCAAUGGAUCUGCUUCCCACCACGCGUGCCUAGAUCCUAUGGAAGUUCAAUCGUUUCCGGGACAAACAAUUAACUCGGUUUCCGCUGUUUAAUCAGUAAAAUUGUUUAGAUUUGUUUCUCAACUUAAAACAAAAUUCAAUGAGGAUUCUAUAUAAUGACGUCCAAAAUUUUAACUGGGGAUGCUGGCGUCCAAAAUCGUGACUGGGGAUGCUAACUUCCUCUCACAAGUCUUGGGAAUGGCCUCAUACCGAAUUUACAACAAGAAAAGUUUACAUUGUAUUUAAGUCAUUUCUCUCAUUAGCAAAAGCUGAAAUGAAAAAGUGGUUAGAUAAUUGGUCUAAACGCAACCAAUGUAACAGACGAAUUAACUCUUUUAAGCUUCGAGACACCUGGAAAUGAAGUGGAGAUUAACUUCCAACUUUUCUGCACCCACUGGGCCAAAUGAAGACGGGGAUGCACCGAGGACCUGUGUUGUGUGAACUAUGCUAUGGGCUUUACAGGGUUAAGGCUUGUGUCUCAAUAGGUGUCUUUUGAACGUCAGUAUAUCGUUAAAAGAGGAUCUGUGUUGUAUAGACAAUAUUGUGGGCACUACAGGGUUAAAGCCUGUGUCUCAAUAUUCUCUCACUGCCUUAGUAUAGGUGUUUUGAUUAUUAGUAUGAAACGGGGCCUAUGUUGUAGAACAUUAUGUGUUGUAUGGACUAUGUUGCAGAACAUUGUGUGUUGUAUGGACAAUGUUGUGGACACUGUGUCUCAAUAUUCUCUUACAGUCUUAGUAUAGGUCUUUUGAUUAUUAGUAUGAAACGAAGCCUAUGCUGUAGAACAUUAUGUUUUGUAUGGACUAUGUUGCAGAACAUUGUGUGUUGUAUGGAAUAUGUUGCAGAACAUUGUUUGUUGUAUGGACUAUACUGUGGGCACUACAGGGUUAACGACUGUAUCUCAAUAGUCUCUCAAAGUCUUAAUAUAGGGGAAUUUUAAAUGUCAGUAUGAAACGGAGGCCUAUUUUGCAGAAGAUUAUGUGUUGUAUGGACUAUUUUAUGGGCACUACAGGGUUAAAGCCUGUAUGGACUAUUUUGUGGGCACUACAGGGUUAAAGUCGGUAUGGACUAUGGUGUGGGCACGACAGGGUUAAAGCCUGUAUGGAAUAUGUUGUGGGCACGACAGGGUUAAAGCCUGUAUGGACUAUGUUGUGGGCACGACGGGGUUAACGACUGUGUCUUAAUAUAGUCUCUAAGAGUCGUAGUAUAAGAAUUGUUAAUGUCAGAAUGCAACGGGUUGUAGAACAUUAUGUUCUUAACUAGUGUUAGCAUGCGCGAGGAGAUCUUUAAAAUACAUGUAAUAUAUUGUUGGUCUACUGGUCGAUCUUUCAGUACUAUUGUAUAAAUAAAUAUCAUUUACCAUUGUAAAUCGGAUGAGACCGGGUGAUCUAAAGUGUGCACUGGAAAUCACAAGGUACGUCAUAUACAGGUCACAAUUCUACGGAAUACACUUACUGCUUAUUCAUAUUGAGCGACGUUGCUCAGUAAUAAGCAGUAUUUGUAUUCCAUAGAAUUGUUACCUGAAUACUCCAGUUCAAUUACUAAAUGCCAUUGUAGAGGGAUGAGGUAUGUCGUUGAGUCGUUGAUUCAAUACCAAGCUUGUACGUCACAAGGAGUAAGACUGUCCGCCUAACCUCGUGGGUUUUUCGUUUCCUUAUAUUGUUAAAGGCCUAUACGUACCACACCCUGCUCUCUCUUAUAGAUUAGAAUAUGUUGUUGUUAGAAUAGCUGGUAGGCGUAGAAAUAGAAUGGGGAUGGCGGAACGGGGGGAGGGCAACGAAUAUACCGGGGUGUGGACAGUAAAUAUAACGGGACGGGGCAGUAGAUAGGACGAGGGUACCGGGAUAGGGAGUACAGUAAAUAUACCGGGGUGUGGACAGUAAAUAUACUGGGACAGGGGCAGUAAAUAAGACGAGGGUGACGGGGGGACCAUAAAUAAAAUGGAUUAAGGACAGUAGAUAUCACGGGAUGGUGAAGUAAGUAGAACGGGAGAGGGGAGGGCAGUAAAUAGAACUGGACGGGUGCAGUAAAAAUAACGGGACGCGGCCAGUAAAAAGAACCGGGGAGGGGGAAAGAGUAAAUGGAGUGGUAAGAGAGAGCACUCACAUCGGGGGUGUAAAUAGAGAUUGGAGCAGUAAAUGGGACUGGACGGGUCAGUAUGUAUUAACAGGGUAGAAAUAUAACUCGGGGACCGGGGGGGGGGGCGGUGGCAUAGGACUAGGAUAAAGCCACUAUUAGCAGUGCGUCUUUUGAAUAUCUAGGACCAUACGUCCAUGAAUCGGAUACGGUUUAUUAAUAAAGACGGUAGUUUAUAAAUAUCCCCUAAAAACCUGAAUAUGCCUCAAACACUUGAAAGAAGACGGAACCCCCGCUCUCAGGGUCCAAUGACCUCACCUUACCCCUUUGCAUUCCACACUUAACCAUAGAGAAAACUUUCUAUUGUAAAAAAAAGCACUUUGGAUUCACCUCGUGGGAUUUCUCGGAAUCCUCCGGUCCCCGCCCCCCACUGCUAAAGACCCCUACACACCAGCAAAUUAUUGAAAUAAAAUUUAACCAUAUGUUAGUCCCUAAAUGACCUGGUUUCUGUCGAGUGAACGUUACCCCCCAUCUCUCUCUCUCUCUCUCUCUCUCUCUCUCCCUCUCUCUCAUCUCUCCACGGCCUCCUCUUAUUUCGAAUUUCAACUGUCAAUAUAGUUCUUUCACUUGCACGAAAACAUAUACACGAGACCCCUCUGGUUUCUCUAAAAGACAGCCAUGGAAUACACAGGUCAAAAGUCUAUUGAAUACAAUAACUGUGUAUUACUGGUUUACGUUUCGACAUGAUAAAGACCCGAGAAGCUUAGUCGCACCGUCACUCAGUAAAACAAUAACUCAUUGUAUUUCAUGGAAUUGUGAUACGGGGUAAUUUACGAUACGUUAAACCCAAUACCUCUCCUGCUAUUAAUAUGUAAAUAUUGUUGAAUCACCGAGGUAAUUUACGAUACGUCAAACCAAAUACCUCUUCAGGUGUUGAUAUGUAAAUAUUGUUGAAUAACCGAGGAUAAAAUAAGUAUAUAACUCUUUUUAAAGUUUGUAUAAAUAUAUACAUAAAUGUUUGGACAUCUACACGAAUUAUCAACAUAAUCAAAUAUAUGUAAAAAUAGAAAUGUACUGAAUAUGUCUUUUAUUAUAAU